Molecule: messenger RNA, 3241 nt
Organism: Talpa occidentalis (Iberian mole)
Lineage: Eukaryota; Metazoa; Chordata; Mammalia; Eulipotyphla; Talpidae
Gene: CKAP2L
Product: cytoskeleton associated protein 2 like
Exons: 9
Coding region: 42-2288 (748 amino acids)
Cellular component (GO): mitotic spindle; cytosol; centrosome
Source: RefSeq, a predicted model, not a curated record
CGCCCGGCGCGGCCUUUGAAAGAAGCCGCAGCAGAGGCGCGAUGGUGGCGCCCGGGCUCGCCGCCGCCGCGGAAGAACGGCAGAGGAAGCUCCAAGAGUACCUAGCAGCCAAGGGGAAACUGAAAUGCCAAAACACCAAGCCUUACCUGAAAGCCAAGAAUAAUUGCCCAAAUCCACCUUCUGAAUCUGCUUUUGGACCCAAAAAGAAUGUUACCAACCAUGUUGCUUUGCCUGUCAAAGCUGCAAGACCUUUCAACACUAAACAUCAGCCCAGACCUUCCAAUAUUACAGAGUCCCAGAAGCCAAAGUUGGAACCACCAAAACCUGUGGGCAAAAGGCUGACUUUAGGAUGUGUUUCUUCUAAUCCUAACUGUAAGCUUUCUAGCAGCAAUCAACAGCAGCAUGAAGCUGGAUCAUCCACGAGUGGACAACGGUCAAGGAAAACCAUGGGAUCACUUAGUAUAACAGAAUUUAAAACUAUAAAGCAACAGAUAACAGAUCAAGGAAAUGCUAAAUUCACAGACUCUGCGGACAAUACCCAUGUUGAAAAUAAAUCCUCCGAUAGCUUUCUGAAAGAGAUGACCAAAGAGAACUUGCCCCAAACUUUAUUAGAUUCUGAGAGGAAGCCAAAUCCUGAAUUAUGGGCCAUAAAUAAGUCAAAAACUGACUCUUACAAUCCAGCCAAGAACAAUUUGCAUCCUAAACAAGCCUUGAGCAGAAAUUCAAUGAAUAGUGCUGUUCUAAAAGACAGAGUUAAUAAACAAUUUGUUGGGGAAACACAGAUCAGGGUUCCACCAAUAAAGUCACAGCAAUUCUCUAGAGAAGCAGAUCUUAUCAGACCAAGAGAAAAACCCACAAAGGUAGUUCCCUCUCACUUUGUUCAAACUAUUACUAGAACUCGAGCAUCAAAGAAACCAGUAGUCAAGGACAUAAAGAAUACAAAGAUUAAUAGGAGUAAAUAUGAAAGUACGAAUGAAACUAAGUUGAGGUCAUACACUGUUACCGAACAGAAAGUAAGACAUACCAAACCCAGGACACACCCCAGUCUGCUUCGGGAAGGAUUUAACAACAGACAUUCUAACAGUAAGCAAGAUCAGAAGUCCACACAACCUUGUUUUAAAUCUCAGACAUCAUGUGUACUGCAAAAAUCAAAAGCCAUGAGCCAAAAGCCUGAAUUGACAGUUGGCAACUUUCAUUCAAUCUUUCCAAGCACCCCUAGCAUAAGAGCAAGUGGAACCAAUGGGAAUAAAAACAAUAACAGCUAUCAACAAAAAGCACGGACUUUGGACUCCAAAUUGAAAAAAACUCUUCCCCGAAACUGUUUUUUGAGCAAGACAGCUCCAAAAACUCAAGCUGGUAACACAACCAUAUAUGGAAGGAGACUCCCAAAUGGGACCCAAGCUAAUACAAAUAUUAAAAAGAAGACCACAGCAGAGGAUCGCAGGAAACAACUGGAAGAAUGGAAGAAAUCUAAGGGGAAAAUCUAUAAACGACCACCUAUGGAACUUAAAACAAAAAGAAAAAUAAUAGAAGAAAUGAAUAUUUCAUUCUGGAAGAGCAUGGAAAAAGAGGAGGAAGAAAAGAAAGCACAACUUGAACUCUCCAAUAAAAUUAACAACACUCUGACAGAAUGUCUGCAUCUCAUUGAAAGGGGUGUACUUUCUAAUGAAAUAUUUACUGUAUUGUCCAGUAUUCCUGAGGCUGAAAAAUUUGCUAAAUUCUGGAUCUGCAAAGCAAAGUUGUUAGCAAGUAAAGGCUCCUUUGAUGUUAUUGGACUCUAUGAAGAAGCCAUUAAAAAUGGGGCAACACCAAUACAAGAGUUACGGGAAUUUGUUCUUAAUGUUUUGCAAGACCCAGACAGACCCACAGGAGGAAUUACCUCUAAUUCCUUAGUUGCUGAUACUAAUAUAACUUUAACAGAAGAGCUGGCCAAGAAGAUGGAAUCUGGAAAAUGUUGUCUUUCUCAAAAAGAAAGGGAGGAGGUUACAGCAGCACCCCAAAUAACCAAGGGAGAACAAGAUAAUCAUGCUGGCAUCAAAUUACAGGUUGCCCAAAUCCCUAGAAUUAAUGGGAUGCCGGAAGUGCAAGACAUGAAGCUUAUCACUCCUGUGCGACGUUCUGCGAGGAUCGAGCGAGCAGUGUCCCGCUAUCCAGAAAUGCUGCAAGAGCAUGACCUGGUGGUGGCUUCUCUUAAUGAGCUGUUAGAAGUGGAAGAAACAGAAUGCUUUAUAUUCCGUAAAAAUGAGGCUUUGCCCGUAACACUGGGGUUUCCAAUCCUUGAGUCAUAAUGUCUUGAAAAAAAAUUUUUUUUUUUUUAAAGAAAAGGUGUUUCUUAACCUCCAUGAGACAAGGCAUAGCUUUGUCCAGGUGACCUGGAAAACCUAUAUAAUGGAGAGGCAUCAUGGAGGCAGAUUAUGAGCUCUCAAGACUUAGAAAGUUAUUCUUUCUCUCUCCAGUUUCUUACUCUCACAUUUUAAAUCACCACCAGAAAGUCUGGUUUAUUUAAAGCUAUUAACUUGCCAGUUUGGCAGCAUGCGUAAAUUUGCCACAGGUAUGGUAAAAAUUUGUACUUUUUUGAUUACUUUAUUCCCUCCAUAAUUACUUUUUUAUCAGAAGGGUGGUCUAGAAUAUGAUAGAUUUGCUUUUCUGCAUCCACCUUAGCAGAGAUGGCAAGUCCUGCCAGCAUGGAAGAUUUGAGCUUAACAAUGGGCCUUCCUGGCUAGAUGCGGUGUGACAGACCAUCUGGUCAAAUCCCCUCAUUUUAUAGACUCGUAUAUACUAGAUAUGCCCUUGCUCAGAUGUUGCAAAUUACUUUCAUCACAGCAUCCUUGUAAAUGAGGCAUAAUGCCCGUCAUUUCUGUGCCAAGUCUCCUCUACUGAAACACAAUUCUGAAUUGGUAUGGUUAUCUAGUUUUUUAUAUCCAAACUUAAUUUUGCAUUUGUAAUUCAGAAAUGCUCCAAAUGAAAACAGAAGCGAGCAGAGGAGAGGAGUGGAAGGGAUACUUGCUUCUGCACUUAAAUUCUUUGCUCUACUAGAGGACACCGUCCUGAGGAGCCAUGUGAGCCCCACUGACGACUACAGGUCAUUUUUCCUUCCUCCUGGGUAACUACUCUUAGAAAGCUAUAUCAGAAUCAUAAUGUAAAUAUAGUGUACAGAAAAAUCUACUCAACAUAUUUUCAGUUUUAACUUUCUUAAUAUUUAAAUACUAUCAUUAAAAACCUAUAAAUUUUGUUCAUUCCU